Molecule: messenger RNA, 2347 nt
Organism: Actinia tenebrosa (Australian red waratah sea anemone)
Lineage: Eukaryota; Metazoa; Cnidaria; Anthozoa; Actiniaria; Actiniidae
Product: eukaryotic translation initiation factor 1A, X-chromosomal
Biological process (GO): translational initiation
Molecular function (GO): translation initiation factor activity; RNA binding
Source: RefSeq, a predicted model, not a curated record
GCGUCACGUGCGUCAAAAGGGGCAACCGCUGAAUGAUAUUGACGCCAUUUUCAUUUUGAGUACUAGAAAACACAAGAAAGGAAGGAAAAUUUAACGUAUUUUUAACUUAACUGAAAGCAAAAUGCCGAAGAAUAAAGGAAAGGGAGGUAAAAACCGACGAAGAGGAAAGAACGAAAAUGAGUCCGAAAAACGUGAGCUCGUGUUUAAAGAGGACGGACAAGAGUACGCUCAGGUUACUAAGAUGUUGGGAAACGGCCGACUAGAGGCCAUGUGUUUUGACGGAAUGAAGCGACUCUGUCACAUUCGUGGAAAACUAAGAAAAAAGGUGUGGAUAAAUACUGGAGAUAUAAUUCUCCUUGGACUAAGAGACUACCAGGACACCAAGGCCGAUGUCAUUCUGCGCUACAACACAGAUGAGGCUCGUAACUUGAAAUCUUAUGGAGAGCUACCAGAAACAGCUAAAAUCAACGACACCACAUUCGCACCAGAAGAAGAAGAUGAAAUUGCCUUUGAUGAUCUCUAUGAUGAACGUGGUGAAGAUGCUGAUGUGGAUGCUAUCUAAGUUCCUAACAAAGAAUGAGCUACGCUUAAUGGAUAUUAUGUUUCUGAUCAUUUAAAUAUAUAUUAAAGUAGACAAGAACAAGAAGCUGGAAGUCACAAUUCUGAAGACUAAAAUAUGCAAAAAAGGAAAAAUGCAAGGACAGUUUGCAAUGUACAACAUGGACAUGUUGAAAAAUUCCUACAAAGUUCAACUGAAGGACAGAAAAAUUGACUUCCGUAUCUGUUGAAAAUGUCUGAGAUUUUUUCUUUCUGAAUUCUUCAAUAUUUUUGGGAAAAUGUCUUUUAGAGCAAAAGAUAAACCAAGUAGACAUUUAAAUCUGACAAUGACAAGUGUUAUCCUAAAAUUCAUUUGUAUGUGUGAAAAGCUAGCUACAUAACACUUUAGUUAUUGCCAGUAAUAAUUAUUCUAGUUUUGCACAAAUGGAUUAAUUUCACCUGGCAUGACUUAUAUGGACGACACCUUUCCUGUCAAACCUGCGCAGUGUCAUGUCUAAUUAAUUGAUUAGAUAGUCUGUAAAAAGUACCAUUUAAACCAUUUUUUUGAAAUACAGUUCAAUCCUGCUUUAGUGACACCCACUGUAUAUGGACACCCAGCUAUUUAUGGCCUAUUGUUUUGUCCCAGUGGAUGGCAUUUACUCUUAAAAAUGACUGCGUUAAUACAGGGUAAGGAGGACCCUGUAGGUGUCUCUAUUUCAAUGACAGGGUUCAACUGUAGUAUAUUAUUCAAAAAUGGACACUUGAAUGAUGAAAGUCCAUCUACAUGAUAGAGUGCAAACAAUUAAUCCGUGAAACACUAAUUACUAAAUGCUACAAGAUAGUGCAAAUUAAACAAUAGAAAACAAUGGAAUUUGCAUGAAAUUGUGCUAUUUAGUAUUACUAAAGUUUCACGGUUAUAUUGUUUGCACUCUAAUAUUGAUAUAAAAAUUAGAUUAUGAUGCAAUGAUUUUUUUUCUUUUCACUGCGCUGAUAGUUGAGAAAUUUUCUUCAAUUCCUUUCCUUGAUUUACAGCAAUACUCGGAUAUUUCAAGUAUUAUAUUAGCUCUGGAGGAAUAUGUCUCCCAAUUGAAAUGUAAGAACUGUAAUCAUCAGAAAGGUUUUGCUACUUUUAAGCUUGUUUCUGGAUAAAAUAUAAAAUGACUUGAUCAAGAUCUACAUUUCUGUAUUCAUGCAUAUUCUGGUAUUGAUUGCAAUAAUGCCUGUAUAAUAUGGCUGUCAUCUCCACAUAAGAACCAUUGACCACUCCUCUAUCAACUGCCAGUGGCAUCAUUUUGUGAUGUAUUUCAUAAGAAAGUAACAAUUUUAAAAUCCUUUUUGUUGCGUUCAAACAAUCUUGAUAAAAAUCAGCUGAUCAUUCUAAUAUCUGGUGAGGAAGAAGAGGAUAAUGGAAAGGCCUAACAAUCACACCACCGUCCCCCUUGGGUAUGGUUUACAUUCUGAAUCCCUUGAACUUUACUUAAAGGGUAGCAUGGUAAUACUGUAUACACGUAGAUUUUUUUGCUGCUUUCAAACUGCAUCUAUUUCACUUAUCUCGUUGAUCAAAAGCUCAGAUAAGGGUCUUAAUGUUUGAGUUGAUGUUUGAACUAAUGAUUACCAAUUGUGUUAGAGUGCUCGCACUAAACCUGUGAAACAAAUACUAAUUUUUAGUACUAAAUAGUGAUAAUCAAACAAUGGGAAACAAAGGAUUCUGUAUGAAAUAGUACUAAUUAGUAUUAAAUAUUAUUCACAGGUUUAGUGCUUGCACUCUGCUAAACACAAAAUUAGAAACUAAUAAAAAUCACAAAGAGAA